This is a messenger RNA of Histoplasma mississippiense, 213 nucleotides long. RefSeq lists its product with no specific name. The transcript has a single exon. Bases 1 to 213 code for a protein of 70 amino acids. The record is from RefSeq and is a predicted model, not a curated record. Lineage: Eukaryota; Fungi; Ascomycota; Eurotiomycetes; Onygenales; Ajellomycetaceae.
AUGCGAUUUUCUGCGGCCACGGUGCUGGUCUCGUUGCUGGGAUGGAUAGGGGUCGCAUCUUCACAUAACAUCCUCCUCCGGGCCCACUCGAGAGAGUGUUUCCACGAGGACCUGCACAAGGAUGACCGCAUGACCGUCACCUUCCAAACCGGCGACAGGGAGUUUGGAGGCAGCGGAAACCUCGACGUCAGCUUCUGGGUACGUCGAACAUGA